This is a messenger RNA of Melospiza melodia melodia, 504 nucleotides long. Its product is annotated as olfactory receptor 14J1-like. The annotation marks the transcript as partial. The transcript is spliced from 2 exons. The record is from RefSeq and is a predicted model, not a curated record. Gene Ontology annotation, cellular component: membrane. NCBI's taxonomy places the organism in Eukaryota, Metazoa, Chordata, Aves, Passeriformes, Passerellidae. Gene Ontology annotation, molecular function: odorant binding; olfactory receptor activity. Gene Ontology annotation, biological process: G protein-coupled receptor signaling pathway.
CUGCACUACGGGACCCUCCUGGGCAGCAGAGCUUGUGCCCACAUGGCAGCAGCUGCCUGGGCCAGUGCCUUUCUCUACUCACUGCUGCACACAGCCAAUACAUUUUCCCUGCCUCUGUGCCAUGGCAAUGCCCUGGACCAGUUCUUCUGUGAAAUCCCACAGAUCCUCAAGCUCUCCUGCUCCAAAUCCUACCUCAGGGAACUUGGGCUUCUUGCUCUAAGUGCCUGUGUAGCCUCAAGCUGCUUUGUGUUCAUUGUUUUCUCCUAUGUGCAGAUCUUCAGGGCUGUGCUGAGGAUCCCCUCUGAGCAGGGACGGUACAAAGCCUUUUCCACCUGCCUCCCUCACCUGGCUGUUGUCUCCCUGUUUCUCAGCACUGGCGUUUUUGCCUACCUGAAGCCCCCCUCCAUCUCCUCCCCAUCCCUUGAUCUGGCCCUGUCAGUUCUGUAUUCGGUGGUGCCUCCAGUGGCGCUGUCACCGGCCUCCCUGGCUCCGAUGAGGGAAUGA